Messenger RNA from Saccostrea cuccullata (small rock oyster), 3044 nucleotides. RefSeq lists its product as uncharacterized. Bases 391 to 720 code for a protein of 109 amino acids. Lineage: Eukaryota; Metazoa; Mollusca; Bivalvia; Ostreida; Ostreidae. The transcript is spliced from 4 exons. The record is from RefSeq and is a predicted model, not a curated record.
ACUAUUUACAUCGUUGCUAUGACUGUCGGCCUUAUCAAAGCGAUAGAGGUGUUCCGAACGAUUUAAACUGGUACAGGUAAACAAUGACACACAGGUAUACACAGGUAAAACAUUUAAAUCCCCUUUCUGGGUGACAUGCAGUUUGAGUUUAUAGGGGUAGAGGACUACUAGACCGACACAGUAAUAAAAAUCCAGAAUUAACAGGUGUAAACUUAAACGUCACGAUUUCUAGUUUUGAUUGAUUGGAAAUCAAUCUACCAAUAGUUGUUUCAGGAAGAAAAACAAUUCACGUAGAGAUUAUUUUCCGGUGACAUUUCCGGGAUUGGAUUAACAACUUCCGAAGACAAGGAUGUGGCCAGCCGCAUCGUGAAGGGUGGUCACUGCUCCGUUAUGGGAGUUUAUACUGUCGACGACACGGAUGAUGAAGAUGAACCGUCAUCCAGUGUUUGUUGUAUGGGAGGAUGUAUCACAGGUUGUGCUCUAGCAAUACUGCUCCUUGUUAUUUUACCUGCUGGUGCUCUGAUCACAUUUUAUGCUGGGAAUAACGAAGACUAUGUCGUCCUUUCGGUUGGAAUAUGUAUGAUUGCGAUUCCUCUUCUCGCAGUACCAACAUUUAUCUUUAUUUUCAUGAACAGAAGGCGGAUUCUAAAAUUUAGAAAAACAAAGGUUGUUGGUUGUCCUAACUCUUCCGUGGGUAAAGAUAGAAAAGCGCGCUAUUAAUAAUGACGUCAUGGGACAGACUCCAUCUUGGUGAUUUACUUGUGCCAUGGGUAUAGACAACGAUUUCAGAUACACCAAAGUGCUUACAUUUUUGCAAAGCUACAGUUUGUGAUGCGUCAACGAAGAUAUUUUGUUUUCUGUGUUUGGUAAGCUUUGUUUCAGAGUUAAAUAUCUUGUACCUAGCUGUUUAUAUGCGGGAAGUUACACAAGUUCAUAAGCAAAUGCUUCGCAUAUUUGUAAACAUACUCAUGUAAGCCAAUCUUGCUUUGUCUUUGCACUUUAAUGUAUGCAAAAAUACUCUUAUUAAGCAUAUUUGCAUCUUUUCAAGGACUUGCAGGUGCAAAUCUGUUUACCCAUAUGCAAAAGCAAAAUCUGUGUGCUAAAUGAUUCAUCUUAGAUGUUUCUUGAUGGAGAAGGAAGAAAAAAAAUCAGUUUCUUUCUUAAUAAUGAAAUUCUCUAACCAUUAUUUAUCAUUAAAUUUUAUAGAACAUCAUUUAAUUUCGAUCUAGAUUUUUAUCAUAUAUUAAAAAAAUUUUUUAGUUAUACAUUCAACCCUGUAAGAAAACAAAAACCUGUAAUUCCAAAUGGCAUAUACAUUUAAUCAGAAAAAAAAAAUUAAAUUCCUUUUCUCCAGCAUGAAGCCAUAGUUAUGGAAAAUUAUAAGAAAAAAUAUCAAAUUGUGGAUAACUCAUUUAUUCUACGGACUCGAAAUUAAAGGAAAAAACAAUAAGAGUACUGGUGCACACAGGAGGACAUUUGCCUACGAAUAUAUUCAUCACUAUAUUUUAACUUCUCGCCAUACAACUUUGAGUUGUAUACAAAUAUAGGAAUAAGGUAAUUUUGGAAAUCAUUUGUAUUUUUCUACAAUUCAUGAGAUUUUUAAUCUAGCACUUUAAAAAUAUUAAACUUGUACUUUUCCUUUCCUAACAAAAAGCGUUCAGAUAGUUCAUAGAUACAGUCCAUGACGUUUCAUUAGUCAUAAAAUCUGUUACAUUUGCAAUAUCUUAAAAUAAUAUCAUAGUUUAAAGUAAAAUUAGAUGUCGAAAAUCUUGAAUUUUAAUGUCAACAAUGUUAAAUAACUUGCAAGACUUAAGUUAGUCUAUAGAAUCUAAAAAUACUUAAAUCAAUGAUGAUUUUUUUUGGUAUGUUAAAACUUAAAAUUAAGACUUCAGUCUGUUUUAGGUUUAUGGUUAUGGGGUCUAUAUAAAAUAAUUUACAAAAAAAGUUUAUACGCAUACACAUGUGCAAAUGAGUACUCAUCAAUGUUCACAUUAUUUAAAGGUAUUUUAAGUUUCAAAACCUGCAUUAUUAUUGUAGAAAUAUACUUUUCAUUAUGCAUUAAGAAUAUGACGAAAUCCUUUUCAGCUGUGCCAAAAAAUUGUCCUUAAUUUUAUUUUUUUUUUCUACUUUCUGUAUAAUUUCCAAUGUGUGUAUAUUUGUUUAUUUUUUUAUGCUAUUAUCUUUUCUUUCACGUAGCAGCUGGUCUUUAUUUCAAUUCAAUAUUUAUGUAUAUGUAUAGGAUAUUCGAUGCAAUAAAUGGCUUGCUUUUUAAGAGCAGAGUCCGCCAUAAUAUCAGUUGACAUAUCAAUAAAACGUGUUCACAAGAACUAUUAGAGAGAGAGAGAGAGAGAGAGAGAGAUUUGUUUGUUUGUUAUUUAUCACUUCACUCAAGUUGAGGGAGAGAGAGAUUUUUUGUUUGUUUGCUAUUUAUCCCUUCUCUCAUGUAGAGAGAGAGAGAGAGAGAGAGAGAGAUUUUAAAGAUGGAUAGUUGAAAAGAUGUGUAAUUAUAUUUGCUAUGAUUAAAUUAAUUAUGUUAUUUCAUGACGAAUCUCUAUUCGAAUUUAUUAGAUAUCUAUUCUUCGAGAAGAAUCUACUGUUAUUGUUAAUCAAGUUAUGAUCCAAGUUACACGUAUAUCCAAAUUAUAUUGAUGUACUUAAUUAUUUUGUCCUUUGAUAUGACUAUUUAUUUGAGCUGCUAUAUAGAAAUAUGUCUACUUGAACUUUACUCAUAAACACAAAUUCAAUCCAUUUUUUAUGUGUUUUUGACAAAAUUAUGGAAGAAAGUGAUUGACAUUUAAUUUUAAAUAUGAAUCUAUUAAUCAUAGUAAGUUACUAGUAUAUUUAGGCUAUUUCUCCUUGUUUUAGAAAUUUUAAACCACUCUGUUUUUGUAUGUGUUCCGAAUGCAUUAUAAAAGCCUGUUUAUGAAUUAUACAAAUGUAUGUAGUUGGUUCCAAAUAUUGUUAGAUUUUAAAGACAAAUUUAGCCAAUGAUAUCCACUUUUGUUUGAUUUUUCUUGUUUGAAAAAUAAAACCAGAAAUCAGUC